This is a messenger RNA of Ostertagia ostertagi, 1449 nucleotides long. The record is from the annotation of a GenBank genome assembly. Lineage: Eukaryota; Metazoa; Nematoda; Chromadorea; Rhabditida; Trichostrongylidae.
AUGGCGGACAUAAAGAUUGUCCCUCUUGGAGCCGGGCAAGACGUUGGCCGCUCAUGCAUUCUCGUGACCAUCGGUGGGAAGAACGUGAUGCUUGAUUGCGGAAUGCAUAUGGGAUAUCAGGACGAACGGCGGUUUCCAGACUUCUCGUAUAUCGGAGGAGGAGGGAAGCUUAACGAUUAUCUGACCUGCGUGAUCAUAUCUCAUUUCCACCUGGAUCAUUGUGGAUCACUACCUCAUAUGAGUGAAAUUGUUGGAUUUGAUGGUCCCAUCUACAUGACAUAUCCAACAAAGGCCAUUGCACCAGUGCUUUUAGAAGAUUAUCGGAAAGUACAGACGGAGUUUCGAGGAGACACGAAUUUUUUCACUUCAGCCAAUAUCAAAGCAUGUGAUUAUAAUAUGACACCUGAUCGGCAUUUGGGCGCAGCUCGAGUGCUGCCUGGUCUUCGACCCGACUGCCUCAUUUCUGAAUCCACCUAUGCCACAACACUCCGUGAUUCGAAGCGGGCACGUGAAAGAGAUUUCCUGAGAAAGGUCACGAUCGAGUAUGCGGACGAAAGAGCUCAAGAGUUGUGUAUUCUUCUCGAGUCGUACUGGGAACGAAUGGAUUUGAAAAUACCGAUUUAUUUUUCUCAAGGACUAGCAGAACGAGCAAAUCAGUAUUACCGAUUGUUCAUCAAUUGGACCAAUGAAAAGAUCAAGCGUACUUUUGUCGAAAGAAAUAUGUUCGAUUUCAAACACAUCAAGCCUCUUGAUAAGGGGUAUGAGGAAAUGCCUGGCGCCAUGGUGUUAUUUUCAACCCCAGGUUACUGUGUUGCUGGAACUGUUGGCGCGAAAGUAAUAAGUGGUAUGAAGAAGAUUGAAAUUGAAGGUAAAAUGCAUGAUAUUAAUCUGGCUGUUGAGUAUAUGUCGUUCAGCGCUCACGCCGAUGCCAAAGGAAUCAUGCAGCUGAUCAGAGUCUGCCAGCCGCGCAGCGUGAUGUUUGUGCAUGGCGAAGCGGCAAAGAUGGAAUUCCUCAAAGGAAAAGUAGAAAAGGAGUUCCGAGUUCCGGUGUUAAUGCCUGCAAAUGGUGAAUCAGUGAGCAUUCCGGGAAUCUCGAACUUGGAAGUUGAUGUUCCUCAAGACAUUGUUCAACGGUGUCUAGGACCUCGACCCCACUCCGUCAAAAAAGGCUUGCCCUUUCUCUGCAAUGGCUUAGAGGUGAUCUCUUGCGAGGCAGCUGCCAGCAGGUUACAGCUCGGCUUGCACACUAUAACACUGUCGCAGUUAGUUAAAUCUCGUUCAGCCGUUGACUGGAGAGCUCUUUCUGAAGCGUUAUCUAUUCACGAUACGCAUCUACAACAUAAGCAGGUGGAACUGGUAUGGGAUGAAUGUAGAGAAGCGUGGCAGUCAACUAUACUACAAACUAUUCAAGAAACUCUCAGCAAGCAAGCAAGUGUGGUCUCCAACUGA